AUGACAGUAGUGGCACUCCUUGGAACCCUGUUGCUGCCCUGGAGAUACAGGCUUACGGGGGAGACCAGGCCUAACAACCUUAGGGCUGCCACGCAAGGGAAACCAGUUACUCCUCACUUUGAGUCCAUGCUGGCUUACAUUCUGCUGUCCUUCAUCGCUCUGCUCACUUCAGCUCUUAACCUGCUGGUCAUCAUCUCUAUCUCUCACUUCAAGCAGCUCCACACCCCCACCAACCUCAUCCUACUUUCUCUGGCUUUCUCAGAUUUCUUCGUGGGCUUCCUCAUGGCCUUACAAAUAGUGGCCAUAGACGGAUGUUGGUCCCUUGGUGACAUCUUGUGUCCUUUCUAUCAUUUUCUUGGAUAUAUUAUUACCUCUGCCUCAAUAGGAACUGUGGUGAUUAUAUCUAUUGACCGCUAUGUGGCUAUUUGUCAUCCUCUGCAUUACUCCACUCAAAUCACACAAAAAAGAGUCCAAGUCUGUAUUUGUCUGUGUUGGAUAUGUUCUGUGAUUUUUCAGGGUAUACUGCAGAAUCACACUAUGAAACUACAAGACACAAACCCCUGCUCUAGGGAGUGUAUGAUUGUCGUUGACUAUGAUUCUGUACUUGCAGACCUUAUUUUUUCCUUCAUAGUUCCCAUCACUAUUAUUGUUCUUUUGUAUAUGAGAGUAUUUGUGGUGGCUAUUUCUCAGGCUCAUGCCAUGAGGUCCCACAUUGCAACUGUUACAUUCCAGAAAACAGGGAAAGUAAUGGCAAAAAAAUCUGAAUUGAAAGCAGCCAGGACUCUCGGUAUUGUUAUAGUUGUGUUUCUAUUAUGUCUCUGCCCAUAUUAUUGUGCUGCUCUUGUAGAUGAAGAUUUCCUUACUGCUUCUAAUGCAAAUAUUAUUAUAUGUUUGGUCUAUUUUAACUCCUGUUUAAACCCUCUGAUCUACGCCCUUUUUUAUCCAUGGUUUAGAAAAUCAAUUAAGCUCAUUGUUACACUGAAGAUACUGCAGCCAUACUCCUGUGAUGCCAACAUGCUGUAA
Larimichthys crocea (large yellow croaker) is the source of this 1023-nucleotide messenger RNA. Its product is annotated as trace amine-associated receptor 8a-like. The record is from RefSeq and is a predicted model, not a curated record. Gene Ontology annotation, molecular function: trace-amine receptor activity. NCBI's taxonomy places the organism in Eukaryota, Metazoa, Chordata, Actinopteri, Sciaenidae. Gene Ontology annotation, biological process: G protein-coupled receptor signaling pathway. The coding region runs from base 1 to 1023 and encodes 340 amino acids. Gene Ontology annotation, cellular component: membrane. The transcript is spliced from 3 exons.